CCUGCACAAGCUGAACACGUCCUGCAGCCAUGUAAACGCAGAGCGAAGGCUGGAUCCGGCCCCGGGCUGCGUGUUGGACACCCCGCCUGGUGCCGUUAAGGACAGAAAUACUUCUCUCCUGUAUCUGCUCCAUGAGCCAUUGCCUGGGGCUGUGACCUGAGCCCUGUAGCUCUGGGAGACUCCAGACUCACCCCCCUGACCAGCCCUAACGUUCUCCUGUUUUCUUCUCAGGACCUGCUGGAAGCUGAGUGGAGCCCUUGGGAGGAGGACGCCCCAGAAGGACCAAACUGAAUCCAUGCGACCUGCAUCUGCUCCGCCCUGGGAACCUGGUGGAAUCUGCAAUCCCAGGGGGACGCGACGGAUGAGAUGAGAGCUCGUUUCAGCCCCGUUCUGCAGGACUCCGACCUAGAGCCCCACUCAGGGCAACACAAAACCAAACUGUGACGCGGAGCUUGGGCCUGUGGUAUGGGUGCAUCCCCAUGGACAGAGAGAGGAGAAGAUGGGAGGAACAGGCAACUCACUGAUGGGGCCGUGGAUGGGUCUUCAGCAGGGUCCAACCCAAAGUCUGUGAGUGGGCUAAGUUGCACAUCACAGCGCAGAGAGUGACUCACCAGAGGAAGCAUCCAAAUCCCAGAGAAGCUGCUUCCACCGAGUCCAGCGGGGAGCCCUCGUGUGUGGGGGCAGCGCCAGGAUGGGAGACCGCAGUGAGGGGGCAGAGCUGACGCUCACCUCAGGGGAGGGGGAGUGUGAGAUGCGUGUGUGUGAUACCAAUGGGGAGCCCCAGGGCCACGUCGCUGAGCCCACGGGGGACGUGUGUCUGGCCAGGUUACGCGCUCGCCCCCAGGUGCUGAGCAUGGAGACCCUGCAGGGAGCGCGGGAUGGACUGGAGCGAUGCGGGGAGCUGGGCGAGGAGCUGGGCAGCUGCCUGCACCUCGCCCUGGAGAGGUUCUGCCGGGAGCCCCCGUGCGUGCAGGGGAACGCCAGGAUGAUGUUGAGUUGGACCGGGGGGAGCCUGGAGUUCCUGUCGGGGGAUGGCGGUUACACAAUCUCUGUUUUCUAUCAUGAAGGAAAUCCCCAUUAUUAUCUCCAUAUUAAGGACCUCCCCGAGCACUUGUAUGUGGCCUGGUUACGUUCCCGCAAGGAACGGCUCAGUUCUAACAGGCUGCUGGCGUUGUUCACGGGGCUGCGUUUCUCUCAGGGAGACACUGCUGCGCUCAGGGCCUGCUUUCACAGAGCCUGGGAGGGCUUCAGACGGGAGCCCCGGUGCGUGCAGGAGAACGCCAGGCUGCGGGUCUGGUGGGGCAGGCAGGAGCUGGAGUUCGUCUCCGGCCAGGGGCAGUGUGAGAUCUCGGUGCUCCUCACUGACGGGAAUCCCCAGUAUCACAUCACAGAGCUGGGAGGGGACAGGCCAGUGACUUGGUUACACUCCAGCCCAGAGCCGCUGAGCGUCGCAGAUCUAGCGAGGGUGCGGGACAGAUUGGGGUACUGGGGGGCGCUGGGUGAGGAGCUGAGAAUCUGCUUUGGGGAGGCCAUUUCCAGGUUCAGCCAGGAGCCCCGGUGUGUGCAGGGGAACACCAGGAUGGGGAUCAGCUGGGAUGGACGGACCCUGGAGUUCCUGUCAGGGGAGGGGCAGUGUGAGAUCUCCGUGUGCUGUAGGGACGGGAGACCCCAGUAUGAGGUCGGGGAGCUCCCCAUGCACAUGUACCUGGCUCGGUUAUGUGCCCACGCAGAACCACUGAGCGCCGAUGGCCUACAGAGAGUGUUGAAAAAAUUGGGGUCCUGUCAGGAAGACACCGGUAUCCUAAGAGCCUGUAUUUCCCACGCCUUGGACCGAUUUGUUCAGGAGCCCCGGUGCGUGCAGGAGAACGCCAGGCUGCUGAUCCAGGGGGGCUGGGGGGAGCUGGAGUUUGUCUCCGGCCAGGGGCAGUGUGAGAUCUCGGUGCUCCUCGCCGAUGGGGAACCCCAGUAUCACAUCACAGAGCUGGGAGGGGACAGGCCAGUGACUUGGUCACACGCCAGCCCAGAGCCACUGAGUGUUGCAGCCCUAGUGAGGGUGCGGGACAGACUGGGGCACUGGGGGGGGCUGGGCGAAGAGCUGAGUGUCUGCUUUGGGGUGGCCAUUCCCCGGUUCAGCUGGGAGCCCCCAUGGGUUCAAGGGAACGCCAGGAUGGGGAUCUGCUGGGACAGGAAUAGACUGGAGUUCCUGUCAGGAGAGGGGCAGUGUGAGAUCUCUGUGCGAUAUAGGCACAGGAGAGCCCAGUACGAGGUUGGGGAGCUCCCAGGGCACAUAAACCUGGCUCGGUUACACACCCUACCAGAGCCAGCGCACCAACCCCCUGAGACGUCGCAUGAUUGAAAUAGGAGCGUAUGUCUUUGCUGCUACCACGGUUGUACAAUUGCACCAAAACUUGUAAGAAGUGCAUCAUGUGAAGACCAAUGGAAAAGUUACUAUCUACCAAGUACGAUUCCCCCGUUCAUAGACAUGUAUCAUCCUUGUACCCCAAGUGAUAAAUAUUGACUCUCCACUGGCAUCCUACCCGCGUGCUGUAUCCUGAGCAACACCCGCAGGGCACUUUACACCCAGUCUACCUGCCACUUCGAAUGGACUGUUCAAGUUGAUGGCCCGUUAAA
Molecule: messenger RNA, 2631 nt
Organism: Dermochelys coriacea (leatherback sea turtle)
Lineage: Eukaryota; Metazoa; Chordata; Testudines; Dermochelyidae
Exons: 2
Coding region: 692-2356 (554 amino acids)
Source: RefSeq, a predicted model, not a curated record